Molecule: messenger RNA, 2178 nt
Organism: Gregarina niphandrodes
Lineage: Eukaryota; Apicomplexa; Conoidasida; Eugregarinorida; Gregarinidae
Exons: 1
Coding region: 1-2178 (725 amino acids)
Source: RefSeq, a predicted model, not a curated record
AUGUUGGUAGUGGUGAGUGGCAGGCGGCGAGGAGUGGGAUGUGUCUUGUUAGAUAUGGCUGGAGCGUUUGUGGGUCGGGUGAGUGAGGUAGAGUGGGUGGAGAAGUAUUGGUUGCCGCUGAGUGCGGAGCAAUUUGCAGUGGUAAAGGAGAAGAUAUCAUUGGAGCCGUGGAGGCAUGGUCGUCGAUGGCGAACAUGGGCAAGAAGAUCGCGGUUCGAUUCUUCGCGAUGGACAUUAAUAGACGACGACGAAGGAGGCAGCACACCACUGUAUAUUCCGACGCUUCCGAAUCUGACUGCCUUUGGUAGUCGUUUCGCCAGGAACGAGUGGGCUAGAAACGACCCACGUGAGAUGGCCAAGUCGGACAACGCGGAUGCAUACGCUGCAUACUGCAAGGUGCGGAGCGUCCUGUCAGAGGAUGAGUGGGAGAGGCUGCGACGCGUGGAUCGGGCUUCCUUCAGUGCGUGUGAGUUAGGGUAUGUCGAAGUUGGUGCAGUACUGUGUGCAUGUAUAGAUGAACCGUGUGGUACGGUUGAUCCUGAAGUGCGGAUGGAGGUGGAGAAGGAAUUGGGACAGGGAACCAGUCGUCGGAUCCGGAGAUGGCUGGCAGGUUGUUUAUUACAGUAUGCUGGUGUCUCGGUGACGGACUUGGCAGAAUUUUGCGCUCGAGUUUUAAAGUUCAAUCCUUACACCAGUAAAACCUCUAUUCGUGAUCACCGGCGUCGUGGACUGCGAGAUAAGGAGGCUCAAGUCCAAGCGGCGCUCUGUUCCCGAGAACUUGAGUGUCUACGUUCAGGGCCUGUGAGGUUCUCCGAAUAUGCCUUACGCUUAGAGUCAAGCGAUGAAACAAGAUUAAAAGUUUGGAAACGACGACUGGCCGAUCUACCCACUGUCUCUGCAGCUGCAUACGGCUCUCUACACCAAGCAGACCUGGACGAAAUGCUUAGACGAAUAACCCCUUCCACUUCACCUAUCGAACAAGAACGGGUUUGGGUCCGUCGCUAUUGGGAAUUACUAACUCCCGAAGAACACGCACGCCUUAACGCCUUCGUCGAACCCGUUCCUCAUCGGAGACGAGCCUGCUGGAUCCGAGACGCGCCCCGUGCCGGUCUCGACGACACGACACCGGUCGGAACCGAUGCUGCUGGAACGUCGUUGGAAACGGCAAGCUGGACGAUGAUGACUGAUUUAAGGAAACCCGGUUCGGAUCGCCCUUUGUAUAUUCCAGAGCUGGGUGCGAUGAAGCCAAUCGCUCGGUCGGUGGGAUACUUCCCAAACGACUACCAGGCGUACUACGCCUUGCACCACCUCCUCGGAAGAGAUAAUUGGGCCAAACUGCGGACCAUCAAGCCCUUACAUUUCAAAUCGUGUAAGGAGGGCUACCUCAGGCUGGCUGCAGAGUUCCACCGAUGUUUCUUCGCCCCCUUCGGCAUAGUCGGCGCCCCCCUUACCUGUUCCAUCGCCCAAAUAGCGGACCUCCCCUUCCAGUCACCGAGCCUUCUAGACUGGGUGAGCGGUUGUUUUUUACAGUACUGCGACAUGCCCUUCGACGAUCUCGUCAGCUUCUGCUACACCCACUUACGCAUGACUCUACUGGAUCCACCACAGAACUUGUCCCCGCAAAGCUCUUCUUCAGAGUCAGUCCAAAGGUCGCUGGCUGAUCGGCUGAAAGCCACGGCCGAGGCGCUGUCCUGCUUGCAGGUCCUGUCGCUCGACGACCUCAAACGAGUGACCACGUUCGGCAAACUCAAGCGUCCGCAUAAAGGAGGGAACAAGUCUGCCGACAUGCGCAAACGGCGUCACGUAGACUGUACGAACUACAGUUGGAAUCACGCAGACGGUGGUUCGAAUCUCGGGAAUUCUCCUCCAGCUCGCUCCGAGUAUCCCCCUCAUGCAGAUCACUCCGAGUAUCCCCCUCAUGCAGAUCACACCAAGCAUGCGGAUGACUCUGCGUAUGCCCCCCAUGCAGAUCAUCCUGGGUGUGCCCCUCAUGCAGAUCACUCUGGGUACGCUCGAGAGCCAUGGCUGCUGGAACCCCAAGUUCCUACCGGGUGGAGACAGUGGCUGCACACACCUCAAGUCCAAGAGCUGGCAGACUCGCCACUGGUAAGGUAUGUUUGGCACAAUUACUGGCCACAACUGUCCCUCUGCAUGGCCAUGAUAGAAAAUGAGGAAUGA